AUGUCCGACUCCAGACAAGAGAGUGAGAGUUCCGCCGAAACCUAUCAAAGUCAACCCGAAUCAGAAAAUGCCAAAGAUUCCGGCAGUCCUGAAAGCCCAGGAUCACCGCCGGCUCCGCCAGGGAGUCCACGGUCGCCUGAACAGCCGAGCCAGGAUGAAGACAACCAAGAAGUUCCCACUAUAGAGACUACCCCGACAGACGGAGAAAACGGAGAAGCAUCACAGAGGAGACAGCGGGUUCGCUUCCGGUCCGCUCUCAGUGUCGACUACCCAGAGCCUGCUGGUCCCGAAAGCAGCGAAGAUGAAGGCUCGAUUCAGGAAAAGCAAAAAGGUCAGCGUGACCAAGCGCAACGCCAAGGCCAGCCACAUCUCAUGUCCACGCCCUACAUCCAUGGUUCGCUAGACAUCACAGAAACCCCUCUUCAGGAGCGGACAACGGGAGAAGACCUUCAGCAAGCGGAAAAGACCCCUGUGGAGAAGAAACCGGCAGGCAUUGGCGCAGCAGCAGCCCUCGGCGAUGUCAGUCGCACAGCCAAGGACAAACUGCGAUGGCUGCGAGACACGGUGCACGGCAAGUUGUCCCGGUGGAGUGAUCGGCUGGGGCGCCCUGAACGAGGUGGGGAUGACCUAGGACCUGGUGUCUACCACAACGAAUGGGCAUCAGGCGGCAACGCGCCUCUGGGAGAUUUGACUGACAACAAGCACAAGACUCACGAGGAAAAGAAGACACAUCAAGCCACAUCCACGUCUGAAGCGCACCGCCUGGUCCGUGAGCUGACGCAGGACCAGUCCGGCAAUCGGCGCAGUACGCGUGGGAAUCCAUACCCACACACCGAUACGCAGGGCGGCCGGGGCGGUCAGGGGGACAAUGCACUCGAGUCGGGGCUGCGGUAUCGAGCCGGUGGUGGGGGUGUCCUGGCGCAGCUGAUGAAGCUGAAUGGUGGCAUGCAACAAGGAGGCGGGCAAGGUGGGCAAGCCGGGCAAGCCGGACAACGAUCGCCCUCGGACACCGGGACCUCAGGGACCACAACUCCAAAGAAAGAAAAGUUAAAGUGGUACAAGAAUAAACAGCAUACUCGCUCCACGUCGACCCUGGUUGGCGCUUCGGGCAGCAUGAGUGGCGCGAGCACUCCUGUGUCUAGCGAGGUGCUUUCCGCCGCGUCAAAGCGCCUUGGUGGACAACAGCCCCAACGGGGAGGAGGCAUGCGGCUGGAGGACGAAAUCCAGGUGACGGUGCAAAUCGCGGAGAUCAUUGCGCGCCAGCGGUACAUUAUGCAGCUGUGCAAAGCGCUGAUGUCGUUUGGCGCCCCGACACAUCGGCUCGAAGAGUACAUGCAGAUGACGGCUAAGGUUCUCGAGGUGGACAGUCAAUUUCUGUAUUUUCCCGGGUGCAUGAUCAUGUCAUUUGACGAUCCGUCGACGAGGACGACCGAGGUGAAGCUGGUUCGGGUGGCUCAGGGAAUCAACCUGCAAAAGUUGGCCAACACUCAUCGAAUCUACAAGAAUGUAGUACAUGACGUGAUCGGGGUGGAAGAGGCCAUCCAGGAACUGGAGGAGAUCGAAAAGAAGCCACCACGAUUCAACAAGUGGGUUGUCGUGUUGGUGUACGGGUUGGCGUCUGCGACUGUAGGACCGUUUGCGUUCAAUGCUCGGCCGAUCGACAUGCCCAUCAUUUUCAUCAACGGCUGUCUGCUCGGACUCAUGCAACAAGUCCUCGCACCACGCUCAGCACUCUAUUCGAACGUCUUUGAGGUGACGGCCGCGGUGCUAACCUCGUUUCUGGCCCGCGCCUUUGGGAGCAUUCCAAAGGCCGUCAUCGACGGCAAACGCCAGUUUCUCUUCUGUUUCUCUGCCAUUGCCCAAUCCUCCAUUGCGCUUAUCCUGCCCGGCUUCCUGGUGCUAUGCAGCAGUCUCGAGCUGCAGUCUCACCAGAUUAUCGCGGGAUCGAUCCGAAUAGUCUACGCGAUCAUCUACUCCCUGUUCCUUGGAUACGGCAUCACGGUAGGGACGACCAUCUACGGACUGAUGGAUGGGUCCGCCGUAUCCGACAUCCAGUGUCCCAAAGCCGGGGCCUUCAAAAACCCAUACGUGCAGCGGUUCCCCUUCGUGGCCCUCAUGACCGUGUGGCUGCUCAUCAUCAACCAGGGCAAGUGGAAACAGUUACCCGUGAUGACGACCAUCGCCAUGUCCGGGUACAUCACCAACUACUUUAGCACGAAGAAGCUGGGGUCCAACUCGCAGGUCGCCAACACCGUCGGCGCCUUCACCAUCGGCAUCAUGGGCAAUCUGUACAGUCGCCUAUGGCACGGACACGCCGCCACGGCCAUCCUCCCCGCUAUCUUCGUGCUGGUCCCCUCGGGCCUGGCAGCGUCCGGGUCGCUGAUUACCGGCGUGGCGUCUGCCGAUCAGAUCCGUCACAAUAUUAGCAGCCCCAGCGGGACAUCGCAGCCGGGGGCGGGACUGUCCACCAAUUCGUCGGUAUGGACGCUGGCGGUCGGGAUGGUCCAGGUGGCGAUUGGAAUUACGGUUGGACUGUUUAUCGCUGCGUUGGUGGUGUAUCCGUAUGGUAAGCGACGGAGCGGCUUAUUUAGUUUUUAG
This is a messenger RNA of Aspergillus pseudoviridinutans, 2598 nucleotides long. RefSeq names its product threonine/serine exporter family protein. The transcript has a single exon. Gene Ontology annotation, biological process: transmembrane transport. The coding region runs from base 1 to 2598 and encodes 865 amino acids. Gene Ontology annotation, molecular function: transmembrane transporter activity. The record is from RefSeq and is a predicted model, not a curated record. Lineage: Eukaryota; Fungi; Ascomycota; Eurotiomycetes; Eurotiales; Aspergillaceae.